This is a messenger RNA of Monoraphidium neglectum, 3339 nucleotides long. RefSeq lists its product as hypothetical. The record is from RefSeq and is a predicted model, not a curated record. NCBI's taxonomy places the organism in Eukaryota, Viridiplantae, Chlorophyta, Chlorophyceae, Sphaeropleales, Selenastraceae. The transcript has 6 exons. Bases 1 to 3339 code for a protein of 1112 amino acids.
AUGGCCACGCCUCCUUCGCCGGGCCGGCCUGGCCCGUCCUUUGUCACACUCGACAGUUCUGCCAGCGGCCCCGCGAUGCGCGUCCAGUGGCAAGCUGUUCAGGAAGGGCAUCAGCACAUGCUGGGAAUCGCGGCAGGGGCAGGUGGCAGCGGCGGGGCUGCAGCGCCUGGGAAUUUGGGUGACCAGGCGCAGGCGGGCCGCUUGAGCAGCGCGACAGUCGAGGAAGAUGGCGCAGCCGGCGGUGCCUAUGACCACGAUGACGUCUUGACACUUGAUGGUGCGCCUCCGGAGGUCGACGAUGAUCCGCUCAGCCUUCUGAACGCGCAGCAGUUCGAGGAGCCGCCAGCUGUCGCCGGCGCACUGCCGGCCGAUGGUGGCGGGCCUACAGAGGCCGAAACCGCAGCUGCUGUUGAUCAGUUCAUGGAGCUUAUCGCGGCCCUCGGCAUCUCGGAUGCCAUGGACCAUGCAGAAAAAGAGCUGGGGCCUGCCAUGGUCACCGCGGCCUUGUAUCCUGGCGCCGAGAUUACGCUGCUGCAGUACAUCACGUGGCUCCUGCGCCUGCGCGAGGCGCACACCAUGCGCGACCACAUCAAUUGCUCCAGCACCGACGACUUUGAGCAGCACGUGUGCGUGAACGACUGUGAGCGCUUCCCACCGCUGGCCCGCAGCGAUUACAAGCAGCACUGUGACGCGCGCUGCACCAAGUGUGGGGAGCGGCGCUUUGACACCCAGCCCUCGGCCAGCGGCGAGCGCUAUGUGCCUCGCAAGCGCUUUUGGCACCUUGGCCUGCGGCACGCCGGGCUCCAGCUGAUGGCCAACUCUGCCUUCUGUGAACUGCGCGGCCAGGGCCGCGGGGCCCCUGACAGCUUCUACACCUCAGAGCUGGCUGCAGAGAUGGACACCGCCACCGGGGGUGCAGUCAUGAACCAAGACAACUCGUGCUACGAGAUCUUCCUGGACUUUGCCCAGCCUUUCGCCUUCAAGCAGCACUCCAUGGGCGUGGUCGCGGUCAGGUGCCUUGACAUCGGUGUCCAGCACCGCAGCAAGCGCUCCCUCAUCCAGCCGCUGGUCAUCAUCCCCGGCCCCAAGGAGCCCAAAAGCAUGGGCCCCUACCUAGAGCUACUGCUGGACGAGUUCAAGAAGUUUGGACCCACAGGUCCCGGCCUGGCCAUUGCGGCAACUGAGUCGCAGCCCGCCUUCAUACACCGCAUGCUGCUGGCGGGCGUUGCCGCUGACACCCCUGCUGGACGCAAAGUGUCCAUGUGGCUGGCGCACAACGCGUAUCGGGGGUGCGGCUGGUGCUGGUUGUUAUCCGUGCGAUCUGAAGACGGCGUGAACUACUGGCCCGGCUACAAAGAGGCCGUCCCUGCUGGCGUGUACACCCCCCCACCAAAGCCCAGCGACCCGCCUGGGCCGCCGCGUCAGGUGCCUGUGGCGCUGGCGGGUGAGACCUUCGUCACUGAGGCGCAGCACGUUGCGCGCGCCGCCAGCGUGGCUGCCGGCGCUGCUGACGCACAGAGCGUUGGUUGCCAUGGCCCCAGCUGCAUCGUCACGGCGCUGCCUUACGUCACCUACGACGUCUUCCUGCUGCCCAUUGCCCACGCGUGCCUGCUGGGCUUGGUCAAGAACUUCCUCAACACAAUCUUUUCCAGCGGCCAGCGAGGCCAGGCCACGCCCUGGUGGCGGAUUCCCAGCUAUGCACGCGCCAUCAUCGCAUCACGCGCCGCCCACGUUCGUGCGACCGACGACUUUGGCCGCCCCUACACCUGCGUGGUCAACGCUCGUGGCAGCUGGGUGAUGGAGAACUACCUGCACUUUAUAGAGACAUUCUCCAUCUACAUUUUCGCACCUCAUGCAACCAUCGGCGACGUGCUGCCUGACCAGCGCCUGCGCACCAUGUGGGGACACCUGCGGAACGCGGUGCUGACAAUCCUGCGGCCUCUGGGUGACACACACCCAACGGCUGUCGCGGCUGCUAAGUAUGCCCAGUCCGAGCUGAUGGAGUACGGCAAGAUCGCAGAGGAGUACUUUGGCAGGCUGCUUUGCAAGUACAACCUGCACCAGUUGGUCUGCCGCCUUGUGAGGCAGGCGCAGCUUCGCGGCCAUUCCAGUAGCUGGAGCGAAUUCUGGGGAGAACUGUACAUCCAGUACAUGAAGAGCGCCACCAAGUACCGCAGCACGACCACUCCUGAGCUGGUGAUUCUGAAGACAUUGGUCGUGGACGCAGCCCUGGCAAAGCUCAGCAUGCAAUAUCCCCAGUUUACGAAAACAUUUGACGAGCUCAUCCCGCAGUACCGCGCCGCUGGCAUGCGCGGCCGCAACGUGGACACCGUUGAGGGCGGCGCAGCAGGCAGCGUCGAGGGUGGCGGCGGCGCGGGUGGUGCCGCAGAUAGCGCCGCGGGCGACGGCCUUGCAGGUGCGGUGGCCGCCGAGCAGGGGGGCGGCGCCGGCCGCGGCCAGCAGGGCGGUCGUGGCCAGGGCGGCGGCCAGGGCGGCGGCGGCGAGGGCGGCGGCGGCGGCCAGGGCGGCGGCGGCCAUGGCACCGGCGGCCAGGCGGAGGGCGGGGUGGAUGAUGAGCGGGACACCCAGCUGCUGCUCGGCAGUGGCAAGAAGCUGUCUGCUGCGGAGUCUGAGCGGGUGGAGCGCAGCAUUCGCUUACGACUGACUGAUGUGGUCUGGCCAGCUCUGCCUGGCUGGCACCCUGUCUGGCUUAACAUGGCGGCAGUCCUCAAAUACCAGCAUGCGGACCAGGGCGGCGGGGGUUUCACAUUCAAGUCUGCGGCGUACACGCGCGCGACUCAGCGGGUAUCAUAUUUUGCUGUGGCGCGGUACAUCGAGGACGGCGAGGCUGUUGCCUAUAUAGCCAGGAUCCACUUUUUCGCCAAGUUCACUGCAGCCGCGCGCCAGGCGGCAGCAGAUGCCGCUCACGCAGCCCAACAGGCCGCGGAUGCACACCCUCCUGGCCCCUCUUCGGGUGGGCGCGGCCGCGGCCGCGGCCGCCGGCAUGCGCAGGCAAACUCUGCAUUUGAAGCAGCUGCACAAGCUGCGAGGGCCGCUGCAACUGCGGCUGCGCAGGAGCCACCACAGGCACUUCGCGUUGCCUUUUGCGACUUGUACCGCGCGCGCGCACGCGCCACGUGGCGGGGGACAGGGUACUAUGUCUCUGAUCUGUCGGCGCCAUUCAAGGCUGAUGUGUGCAUUCCUUUGAACGAGCUGUCUGAGAAGGUCAUUGCGUGCUCACGCAUGUAUGACCGCGCGGCGCAUCAGCCGGCCGCUGCCAGCUGCAUCCCUGCAUGGUUUAUCCCAUAUGCGAACCUCUCGAACACCGUGGCUCUCUAG